AUGGUAUCAAGUGAGGAAACAAGAAGACUCCACGUGAACAUGUGCUGGUUCAUAGACUUAGACUGUAUGGAAUCAGUGGAUCUGAUACUGAAAACAGGACUGAAAAGGUGGCUACAAGAAGGAAGAGCUGGUGAAAUGGGAGUAGUGAGAAUGGCAGCAGUUGCUAGGCAUUACACGAGAGUAGGAGAGGUAGAAAUGGCUGAGAAAGUGCUAGAAGCAAGGGAGACUGAAGGAGAGGAAGAAGGAGGACGAGAGUACGUGGUGGAAUACGCCAGAAAGCAGGCUGAGAUUGCCAGAGGGGCUGAAUACGAAGUGGAGGAGAAGGCAGGAAACAAGAAGGAGGCUUUUGGCCUCUAUCUUUACCUAUGCUCCAUGCGCAGAAACAAAACAAACAAAAUAGCUGAGACGAACAAAAUAGCUGAAUGCGUCUAUGCGAUACUAAGGAAGCUGCCUGAAUUCAGGGAGGCCCUCGACUGUGGAAUUGCGCUCCUGGUUGCGAACAGGGGCGUCCUGGACGUCGAUCGAAUCGAAAACGGCCACCUGCGCCAGCACGGCCACUUCGUGCUCUCGAUCCACGGGCAGGCGACUCAGCGGAUUCCGAUCCGCCCUGAGCUCGUCCUCGACGAGGAGGAGUUUGCGGUCUUCGAGCACUUCAUCGGCCGUGGCACGGCCGAUCUGCUGCUCCGUCGGAGCAGAACGUUCCUUGGCGCCGUCAUCGGCGCCAUUGAAAUCGUGAGACGGUCGNUCGAAAACGGCCACCUGCGCCAGCACGGCCACUUCGUGCUCUCGAUCCACGGGCAGGCGACUCAGCGGAUUCCGAUCCGCCCUGAGCUCGUCCUCGACGAGGAGGAGUUUGCGGUCUUCGAGCACUUCAUCGGCCGUGGCACGGCCGAUCUGCUGCUCCGUCGGAGCAGAACGUUCCUUGGCGCCGUCAUCGGCGCCAUUGAAAUCGUGAGACGGUCGCUGCCAAAGAGCGAAAUUGCUGCCAUUUUGGAGGCGAUUCCCGAGGACGCCGAAAUGAGGGAGCUGAGGGCGCUGCUGCUCGCGCCUCUUCGCGAGGGAGGAGGCGCCUGA
This is a messenger RNA of Enterospora canceri, 1074 nucleotides long. Lineage: Eukaryota; Fungi; Microsporidia; Enterocytozoonidae. The record is from the annotation of a GenBank genome assembly.